GGAGUUCUGAAGUCACAGAGAAAUGGAAUCUCUAAGUGAAGUGAAUAACCCUAUACCAUCCAACUUGAAAUCAGAAGCAAAAAAAGCUGCUAAAAUAUUGAGAGAAUUCACAGAAAUAACUUCUAGAAAUGGACCUGAUAAGAUCAUUCCUGCCCAUGUAAUUGCCAAGGCUAAAGGACUUGCCAUCCUAUCAGUGAUAAAAGCUGGAUUUCUGGUCACUGCUCGAGGAGGCAGUGGGAUUGUAUUGGCUCGUCUUCCAGAUGGAAAGUGGUCUGCACCUUCUGCCAUUGGAAUAGCUGGACUUGGUGGUGGAUUUGAAAUUGGGAUUGAGGUGUCAGAUUUAGUAAUAAUAUUGAAUUAUGACAGAGCUGUAGAAGCUUUUGCAAAAGGUGGUAACCUUACACUUGGUGGGAAUUUUACUGUGGCUGUUGGACCUUUGGGAAGGAAUUUAGAAGGAAAUGUUGCAAUCCGAAGCUCAGCUGCUGUCUACACAUAUUGCAAGUCACGGGGUUUGUUUGCUGGAGUAUCAUUAGAAGGAAGCUGCUUGAUUGAGAGGAAAGAAACAAAUCGAAAGUUUUACUGUCAGGAUGUUCGUGCCAGUGACAUUUUAUUUGGAGACAUGCCACAGCCAGCUCAAGCAGAAGAUCUUUAUGAAAUCCUUGACUCCUUUACUGAAAAAUAUGAAAAAGAAGAGCAACGAAUUAAUGAACGAAAAACAGCAAGGGAACAGAGGAAGGCUUCUCCUAAAGACUCACCUCUCAGACCAUCUUCCAGGCCAAAACAACCACCUGCACCUCUCCAGUCAAACUCAGACUCAGAAGGUAGCAGAAAGCUUUAUCCCAAACUUCCCAGUUAUCAGGACUCUGUUGGCAGUUCCAGUCGUCCAGUAGAAGUGACAGCACUGUAUUCUUUUGAAGGGCAGCAACCAGGGGAUUUGAAAUUCCAAGCUGGAGACCGGAUCACAGUUAUUUCCAAAACAAAUUCACAUUUUGAUUGGUGGGAGGGAAGACUUCGUGGUCAAACUGGCAUUUUUCCAGCCAAUUAUGUUUCAGUGGAUUAAGUAUCAUUCAUGUCUCUUUUCUUUAGUAAAAUAAAUAAAAACCAGUCACUAUCCUCA
Messenger RNA from Gracilinanus agilis (Agile Gracile Mouse Opossum), 1117 nucleotides. It is a transcript of the gene SH3YL1, whose product is annotated as SH3 and SYLF domain containing 1. Gene Ontology annotation, cellular component: ruffle membrane. Gene Ontology annotation, molecular function: protein binding; phosphatidylinositol binding. The record is from RefSeq and is a predicted model, not a curated record. NCBI's taxonomy places the organism in Eukaryota, Metazoa, Chordata, Mammalia, Didelphimorphia, Didelphidae. Bases 23 to 1060 code for a protein of 345 amino acids. The transcript is spliced from 11 exons.